Thalassophryne amazonica is the source of this 2784-nucleotide messenger RNA. Its product is annotated as E3 ubiquitin-protein ligase RNF34-like. Gene Ontology annotation, cellular component: plasma membrane; cytoplasm. The record is from RefSeq and is a predicted model, not a curated record. Gene Ontology annotation, molecular function: ubiquitin protein ligase activity. The transcript has 8 exons. Gene Ontology annotation, biological process: negative regulation of extrinsic apoptotic signaling pathway via death domain receptors; proteasome-mediated ubiquitin-dependent protein catabolic process; protein K48-linked ubiquitination. Bases 123 to 1256 code for a protein of 377 amino acids. Lineage: Eukaryota; Metazoa; Chordata; Actinopteri; Batrachoidiformes; Batrachoididae.
AGCACGGAGGUAGUUCCGUGAAUGCAGCACCUGAGCUGUGGUCAGUUUGUGCAAGAGCUGCUUCAUGUUGCCAUGUCCGCGGCGUUAAUGUGUUAUUUCCCUGCAGAGAGACAGAAGCUGCGAUGAAGGCAGGGGCCUCGUCCAUGUGGGCUUCAUGCUGUGGUCUGCUGAAUGAAGUCAUGGGUACUGGGGCCAUCAGAGGCCACCCAGGGUUUGGGGCUGGUGCUGGGCCCUUUCGGUUUGCCCCCAGUGCAGGAUACUCCACCUACCCGCCCACCAGCUCAGGGAGUCCUUGUCUUGUGUGCAAGUCCUGUGGACAGGCCUUCUCUGUCUUCAGGAGGAAGUACAUUUGCUGUGACUGUGAGAAGAGCUUCUGCUCGCUGUGUUCUGUGCUUCAAGAGAAUCUACAUAUCUGUGCCACAUGCCACUUGCUGAAAGCCACAGCCUUCCAGCGGCCCCGGCUCAUGCGCCUGCGGGUCAGGGACCUGCGUCAGUACCUGCUUCUCCGCAACAUCCCCACCAAUACCUGCAGGGAGAAGGAGGAUCUGGUGGAGCUGGUGCUCUGUCACCAUGGCAUCGAGGAAGAGGAGGACACCAAAACGGGCAGCGUCAACUCAGGUUCACUGUAUGUGCCGACGCCUUCCACCACACAGUCGGCCUCGGAGCUCUCUGCUUUUGUCACCUCUCAAGAAGAGCAGCUCAGUACAAGCAACAGCUCCGACACCAUCCAGGAUAUCGGUGAUGUCACAUCUGUGUCUCUCCUCAACCUGGACCCCAGUGACAACACUCCUGAGGUGAGUCCUCAGACGCGCUGUGGGUCCAGAGCCUCGCUGUCAGACUUGUCCAGCCUGAUGGACGUCGAGGGUCUGUCGGUCAGGCAGCUGAAGGAGAUCCUCGCUAGAAACUUUGUCAACUAUUCGGGGUGCUGUGAGAAGUGGGAGCUGGUGGAGCGCGUCGGCAGACUGUACAGAGAGACGGAGGAGAACAGGAAAUUACUGGAAGAUGUGAGCAGCGCUGGAACCACAGUGAUGCCCCUCCCCCCUUCUCUCUGCAACGGCGCUGUUGGAGAUGGUGAGAAGGUUCCUCUGACCGUCCGAGAUGACAACCUGUGCAGGAUCUGCAUGGACGCCACCAUCGACUGUGUCCUGUUGGAGUGCGGUCACAUGGUCACAUGCACAAAGUGCGGCAAGAGAAUGAGCGAGUGCCCCAUCUGCAGGCAGUACGUGGUCAGGGCCGUGCACGUCUUCAAGUCCUAACAGCUUCAGCAGCAGAUCUGCCUGGAUGGAAUCAGAAAUCCUCAGGUGUCACAUAAAACAGCUUCAGACCGAAAUAAACACAACAUUCAAAUUCAUUGAUCAGACUUUUUUCUUUAUCCAGUUUCAUCCCAGACCAACCAGAAAUAAACAGGAACUAGCGCACGUCACUCUGCUGCACGCUGGAACUCUUUUUUUUUUUUUUUCUUUUUUUCUUUUUUUUUAUACUUCCACUGAGGAUUAUCCGUCCGUGUGACUGUGAUUAUUACUCUAACUGUGGAAACAUUCCCACUGCACCUGUGAGUGAAGGUCCAGCCUGUCUUUGGGAACCUUAUGUAGUUUCUGCACCACUGGAAAUGACUGAUCCUGGAGGUGGAAAGAAUCAUUCUAGUCUAUCUAGUCCCAGCGCCAAAGUGGACCAGAGUCCUUCAGAAGCAUCCUGAGCGGCUUUGAGUCAUUUUGUUUAAAAUAACUUCCAGAAAAGAAACGAUGGCGACUUUGUCACAUAAUUCCAUCAACAUUUUCCUCAGAAGGGAAAAAACAAAUGCAGCAUCAUAAUCAAAAGAUCUGGCAACAUAAAUGGAACCACUGACUUUUAAUUGACACUGAAGAGGUUUUUUUUACAUUUCUGGCAGAAUCCAAUCCCAUGAAACUGACACGGUGUCUGAAAUCAAACUUCGAGUCCCUGAAAGACUCUUGUGGAUGCUGCAUGUUUGAAGAUCAGAAAGUACCGUUUGUUUUCCCAUGAAAGAAGAGACUUUUUUUCUUAACCAUUCAUUUUCAACUGUUGCCCUCCUUUGAGGCACAUCAUGGAGUUAUUUCUGUUUUUUUAAUAUUUUAAAGUGUCCUCUUUGAGAGCGUGCAGCGCUGCAACAGAUGCACUCUGCUCCACCAAUAAACUUCAGCCAUUGGUACUUUUCAUAGCGCGGCUCUUUGCAGUCACUGCAACUGGCCAUGGGUCAGUUUCAGCCCAGAUACCCGAUGGAGGAACCUCAAUUGGACAGAGAUGGACAGACUGAUUGAGGCUGUAUUUGAGGUCAUACAGAUGGUGUACCGGACCGCUGUCAUAAAGGACCGAGCCAGAAGGCGAGGCUGUCAUCGCCUACGGUCAUGAACUUUGGCUUAUUUUACAGAUUGAUCAGUUCGUCUUUGGCGCUAUAAAAUGUCGCAGAGUUUAGAGGUGGCCUUUUGCAGUUACACAGAGAUGUUUUUCACCAUUCCAAAACCAAAGAAAAACAGGGACAUCUUGGUUUGGACACAGUCAAGCAGAUCUACAUGGAAAAUCCAUCCACCCAACCUGAAAAUCAUCCGUGACAGAAGCAGGAUUUCACCAUAAAAUCCACCAAACUGACUGAGGGGUGAAAUAUUCCAAACGUGCAUGAAAAAAAUGGAAGCUAACUGUAUUAUGUGUAUAAAUUAAAGUACUGUUCAUUAUAGAAAUGUUACUUUGUUGGAAAUAAAAGUAAAAAUUAAUUUUAAUAACUUCUCACUGCCUUCAGUGGCCUGAGGGGGGCGCACCACAAAGUGAGAU